CAUAGACCAAUGAAAACGCAGGGCAGUGCCCGAGUCGGAGCAGGAAAUGGCCGAGUCGCCUAGCGCGGCGGGGGCGGGGCUUGCCCCGGCUCCUGCUUGACCCGCCCCCCGUAUUUCCCGGGUGGGAACCGGGUGUCGUCGGGGGCUCCCCGGCAGGUGCGGCGGAGGCGGGCAGGGGACCCGCACCCUAAGCAGGGAGGCAGCUCUUCCUGCCCUGACCACGGCCCCGCACCCAUGCCCUCCCAUCGGUGGCCUCCUUCUCCAGCUGUCCGCCCGUCGCCAUGCCGCCCCUGUCGUCCCUGCUGUCCCUGCGCUUGGGUCGGCUGUGGCCCCGCAGCCCUCCCUCCCGGCUCUUCGGAGCGGCCGCCGGGCAGCGGACCAGCCCCAGGAAUUACUAUGAGCUGUUGGGGGUGCAUCCCAGCGCCAGUGCCAAAGACUUGAAACGCGCCUUUUUCAUCAAAUCUAAAGAGCUGCACCCGGACAGAGAUCCCGGAAACCCCACACUGCACAGCCGCUUCGUGGAGCUGAGUGAAGCGUACCGCGUGCUGAGCCGAGAGCAGAGCCGCCGUGUCUACGACCAGCAGCUGCGCUCUGCCAGCCCCCCAAGGCCUCCAGGACCACCAGCCAGGGCUGGUCCUGCUUACCAAGCAUACAGGUACACAAGCCCAGCCCUUGCCUGCCUCCUCCUUCCUCCUCCCCAGGAGACUCACCCCCAUUACUGUCUCUUCCACAGCUCUUGGGAACCUCCCAAUGCCCGGUACUGGGCCCAGUUUCCUGGUGUGAGGCCACAGGGGCCUGGGGCGAGGCAGCAGCAGCGUAAACACAACCACCAGGUGCUGGGAUACUGCCUCCUGCUCAUGCUGGCAGGCAUGGGCCUGCACUACGUCGCCUUCAGGAAGUUGGAGCAGGUGCACCGCAGCUUCAUGGAUGAAAAGGACCGGAUCAUCACGGCCAUUUACAAUGAGACGCGGGCCAGGGCCAGGGCCAACAGAGCCAGGCUGCAGCAGGAGCGACUGCAGAGGCGGCAGUCAACAUCCCCUGGACCCUCCCGAGGCCCUGGGAUCGUGCCCGGCAGUCCUGGACCCUGAGGGCUCCCCUGGUGUGUUCACCAGACUCCAUCAUGCGUGCAAUAAAGUCAUUCUCUGAGCUUGA
Molecule: messenger RNA, 1152 nt
Organism: Ochotona princeps (American pika)
Lineage: Eukaryota; Metazoa; Chordata; Mammalia; Lagomorpha; Ochotonidae
Gene: DNAJC4
Product: DnaJ heat shock protein family (Hsp40) member C4
Exons: 5
Coding region: 282-1088 (268 amino acids)
Source: RefSeq, a predicted model, not a curated record